Microplitis mediator is the source of this 2959-nucleotide messenger RNA. RefSeq names its product armadillo segment polarity protein. Gene Ontology annotation, molecular function: transcription coactivator activity; alpha-catenin binding; protein phosphatase binding. The transcript is spliced from 10 exons. Gene Ontology annotation, biological process: positive regulation of transcription by RNA polymerase II; cell adhesion. Gene Ontology annotation, cellular component: catenin complex; adherens junction. The record is from RefSeq and is a predicted model, not a curated record. Bases 298 to 2709 code for a protein of 803 amino acids. NCBI's taxonomy places the organism in Eukaryota, Metazoa, Arthropoda, Insecta, Hymenoptera, Braconidae.
CUGUCCAGCAAGUGCGCCUCCACCUACAACUCCCAGUACUCUCUUGUCAAACAGCAGUUACCGAAUAAGCCACCAGCGCUGGCGUAGACUGAGACUCGAGCAAGCGUCCAGCAACCAGCAACGUUCUGAGCUCCGCCAUCUUUAGUUGACAGAUCUCCGUAAGAUACCGAGGAAGCUGGUGUUACGUGUGAGUAAUCGAUUGUUAUCGAGUGAUUCAUACGUGAUAACCAACCGAGAACAAUCAAAUUAGUCCAGUGAUAUUUAUCCUGACACCGGAGUGAGUAGACAAGUGGAGCCAUGAGUUCCAAUCAAAUGCGACCUGUGUCCCAUGGUAACUACCAAGGACCAGGUGACUUACCAAUGGGUUCAGCCAAAGAGCAGACGCUCAUGUGGCAGCAAAACUCUUACAUGGGUGACUCCGGUAUCCAUUCUGGAGCUGCUACACAGGCACCCUCGCUGUCCGGCAAGGAUGACGAUGAAAUGGAGGGAGAUCAACUGAUGUUCGACUUGGACCAAGGGUACCCACAGGGUUUCACCCAAGACCAAGUUGAUGAAAUGAAUUCACAACUGAGCCACACACGUUCGCAGCGUGUACGAGCAGCGAUGUUCCCCGAGACACUUGAAGAGGGUAUUGAAAUACCCUCGACUCAGUUUGAUCCUGCACAGCCCACGGCAGUCCAGCGCCUGGCCGAGCCGAGCCAGAUGCUGAAGCACGCGGUUGUCAAUUUGAUAAACUAUCAAGACGACGCGGACUUGGCAACUCGAGCCAUUCCCGAGCUGAUAAAGCUACUUAACGAUGAAGAUCAAGUGAUUGUGUCUCAUGCAGCCAUGAUGGUCCAUCAGCUAUCAAAGAAAGAGGCGGCCCGACACGCCAUCAUGAACAGCUCUCAGAUGGUAGCCGCUUUAGUCCGCGCUAUCUCCAACAGCGACGACCUGGAAUCAACAAAAGCAGCCGUCGGUACUCUACACAACUUGUCUCACCACAGACAAGGUCUCCUCGCAAUCUUCAAGAGCGGCGGAAUACCAGCACUCGUCAAGCUGCUCAGCUCCGGUGUCGAGUCUGUCUUAUUCUACGCCAUCACUACUCUACACAACCUCCUUCUCCACCAGGAUGGCUCAAAAAUGGCAGUGCGUCUUGCUGGUGGUCUACAAAAAAUGGUCGCGUUACUCCAGCGCAACAACGUUAAAUUCCUGGCAAUCGUCACCGAUUGUCUUCAAAUUCUCGCUUACGGUAAUCAAGAAAGUAAAUUAAUUAUUCUCGCUUCACAAGGACCCAUUGAACUGGUGCGUAUCAUGCGCACUUAUGACUACGAAAAGCUUUUGUGGACUACUUCACGUGUUUUAAAAGUAUUGUCAGUGUGCUCAAGUAAUAAGCCAGCGAUUGUUGAAGCUGGAGGCAUGCAAGCCCUCGCAAUGCACUUGGGAAACCCAAGUCAGAGACUUGUUCAAAAUUGUCUCUGGACCCUACGGAAUCUUUCGGACGCCGGAACAAAAAUUGACGGCUUGGAAGGACUUUUGCAGAGUCUCGUACAAGUUCUCGCGUCCACAGACGUCAAUGUUGUCACCUGUGCUGCUGGUAUCCUCUCAAAUCUCACCUGCAAUAACCAACGCAACAAAAUCACAGUAUGUCAAGUGGGAGGUGUCGAGGCUCUUAUCCGCACAAUCGUCAAUGCUGGAGACCGGGAAGAAAUAACAGAGCCAGCAGUUUGCGCUCUGCGUCACUUGACAUCCCGACAUGUUGAAGCUGAAAUGGCACAGAAUUCCGUGCGCGUAAAUUACGGUAUACAGGUGAUAGUUAAAUUACUUCAUCCACCCUCACGCUGGCCUUUGGUUAAGGCUGUUAUUGGGUUGAUUCGCAAUCUGACUCUCUGCCAAGCUAAUCACGUACCUUUGCGUGAACACGGUGCUAUUCAUCAUCUCGUUAGGCAUCUGAUGCGCGCAUUCCAAGACACUGAGAGACAACGAGCAUCCGUCGCUGGCAUGGGAAGCCAACAAGUUUACGCAGAUGGUGUUCGUAUGGAAGAAAUCGUUGAAGGAAUUGUUGGUACACUUCAUAUUCUCGCAAGAGAAUCUCACAAUAGAGCAAUCAUUAGAUCUCAAAAUGUCAUUCCUAUCUUCGUACAGUUACUGUUCAAUGAGAUUGAAAAUAUUCAACGAGUUGCCGCGGGAGUGCUUUGUGAGCUGGCGGCGGACAAAGAGGGUGCCGAGAUGAUUGAACAAGAGGGUGCCACAGCGCCACUGACUGAAUUACUACACUCGAGAAAUGAAGCUGUCGCGACUUACGCCGCGGCUGUUUUAUUCCGUAUGAGUGAGGACAAACCCCAAGAUUACAAGAAACGUAUUUCAAUGGAGCUCACAAAUUCACUCCGCGAAGAUACGAAUAUGUGGAAUAAUCCUGACUUUGGUAUAAUGGGCCCAGACUUACAGGACAUGCUCGGGCCUGAACAAGGCUAUGAUGGUAUGUAUGGACAGGGACCCCCUAGUGUGCACAGCAGUCAUGGCGGUCGCGCUUAUCAACCCCAAGCAAGUUAUGACCAGAUUCCAAUAGACUCAAUGCAAGGAUUGGAAAUAGGGGGAUCAACAUACGGCGCAAUGGACGCGAUGGACGUCGGACAUGACGGCGAUCUGAGCUUCGAUCACAUCGACGAGCUGCCAACGCCUCCGCAAGACAACAAUCAAGUUGCCGCUUGGUACGACACCGAUCUCUAAGCCCGACAUGAUAAUUUAUUGAAUUUAUAAUUAAUAAUAUUAACACUAACAUAAAUAUUAACAACAAUAACAAAUAAAUGAUUAUUACUUUAAUAUUAACGAUAAGAAAAAAAAAAUAGCUGCCGGGUCCAGUGCGAGGCAAUGAAUUAUUUUUCAUUUUCCUUUUUAUAUUUUGUUAGUUAUUAUUUUUUUUACAUAAUUUGUUUUUUAUGUAACCUUAUCACGGUUAAAUAACAAAUUCUUUUCGAUA